Eublepharis macularius is the source of this 1739-nucleotide messenger RNA. Its product is annotated as enoyl-CoA hydratase EchA19-like. The transcript is spliced from 6 exons. Gene Ontology annotation, molecular function: catalytic activity. NCBI's taxonomy places the organism in Eukaryota, Metazoa, Chordata, Lepidosauria, Squamata, Eublepharidae. The record is from RefSeq and is a predicted model, not a curated record. The coding region runs from base 39 to 965 and encodes 308 amino acids.
GAGCGGAAAGUCUCGUCUGGAGCCUCGCUGAGUUCGCAAUGGCCCGACAGUUGCUGCCGAAAGCCUCGGGUCAUCUCGGCAGAGGAGUCUUGCAUAGCUUCAGGCCACUGGGGACAAUGGCUUCUGCCAGGCAGUCGAGUUGCUCCGCGACUUCCAAAACAGGAGAGCCGCCCAGACAAGGGUGCGGGAAUGUGAUUACUGAAAUUAUCGGGACUGUAAUAACUAUUGGCAUUAACAGGCCAGAAGCCAGGAAUGCUGUGAACCCGGAGACGGCACAGUUGCUGUGGCAGGCUUUUAAGUCAUUUGAAGAGGAUAGUUCCCUAACUGUGGCAGUACUUCAUGGUUUGGGAGGCAAUUUCUGUGCUGGUUAUGAUUUGAAGGAGCUGGCCCGCAACCCAGGCUCAAUCAAAUUGGAACAAGAUGUCACAAAAGGUCCUGGUCCGAUGGGUCCUUCCCGGAUGAAAUUUUCCAAGCCCGUGAUUGCUGCAGUUAGUGGCUACGCAGUGGCUGGUGGGAUUGAGCUGGCCCUGUUGGCUGACUUACGCGUUGUGGAGGAAAGUGCUGUCUUCGGAGUGUUCAGCAGGCGAUUUGGUGUUCCGCUAAUAGAUGGUGGCACUGUUAGACUAUCAAAGCUGAUUGGUCUUUCACGAGCACUUGAUCUCAUUCUCACUGGGCGUCCUGUUACUGCGCAAGAAGCCUAUCAGUUUGGACUGGCCAAUCGGAUUGUUCCCAAUGGCCAAGCGCUUCACCAUGCAAUUAAAUUAGCAGAAGAGAUUUCAGCAUUUCCUCAGCAGUGUAUGCGUGGAGACAGAAACUCUGCUUACUACUGUGCAUUUGAUGCUUCCUCGUUCACUGAAGCCAUGCAAUUUGAAUUUGACACAGGAUUACAGGCGAUACUGAAUGAAUCUGUUCCUGGUGCUAAGAAGUUCUACUUAGGACAUGGGCGCGGUGGCGCAAAAUUAUAGGAGUUGGAUAGUGUGUGACUUGACCUCUACUAAUAAUAAUUUCAAUGUUAAGGUCACAAAAUAAGAACAGUUACUUAUGUUUCUCCCAUUAAAGUAUAAUAAAAAAAAAAUAAAACAGUGGAUGGAAAAUUUAAACUGCUGACAAGAGUUGCAGUUAAGAAAAUUUGUACAUGCAUAUUAAGGUUGCCAACUGUUCGUAUAUUUGAAGCAUAAAAUGGUUGCAGAUUAAUUAAACAUUUUAAUGUACCAGAGGAAAUGGGUUUAAUUAUGACUUUAGAUACCUAGUUUUUAAAUGUAGUAUUAAUGUGGAAAAAAUCACUUUGGGUAACAGAUGAUCACUUACUGUUUUCUGCAACCAUAAGAAUUGCAAAGAAAUAAAUUUCACGGAAAUUAAUCCACAAACAAUGCAAUCCUGUGCAGAGCAACUCCAGUCUCAGCCCAUUGAUUUCCACGAGCCUGCUGAUUGCACUGAAAAUUUCUCUGAUCUGACAAUCUUUGGUGAGCACAAUUGCAUCACAUAUGUGCAUGCACAGACCUCCACCUAGAAAGGCUCCUUCAUUCCUUUCAGCUGGCUGAAGGUGGGAAUGAACAUGCUUAAGAUUGAGAUCUUUAAGGCUAUUUUAUUUGCCAGGGUUUUUAAUGGGAUAUAAAUUGCAGAUAUCUUUUGAAGGGAGGGGGAAGUUAUUUGGGAUUUUAUUUUGUUGGUUGUAAGCUGCCUUGAAUCACGAGGGAAUGUGGGAUAUAAGUAUUUUAAUAAACAUUAAUCACAAUGAA